Messenger RNA from Aplysia californica (California sea hare), 10380 nucleotides. Its product is annotated as fatty-acid amide hydrolase 2. The record is from RefSeq and is a predicted model, not a curated record. The coding region runs from base 337 to 1926 and encodes 529 amino acids. The transcript is spliced from 8 exons. NCBI's taxonomy places the organism in Eukaryota, Metazoa, Mollusca, Gastropoda, Aplysiida, Aplysiidae.
GAUCAGACUUCAGUAAGCGACAACUAAAUUGUCGUACACGAGGUUUUAUCACGGUGAAAUAUUGGUAAAGUGCAUACUCUUAAGCGACAAUAUGUUCGUAUGACAGAAGAACCGACUUCAGUAUGUGGUAGUCAGGACAUAUUAAUAUUAGUGAGAUCAGAGAGGUUGUUACGGUUUGAUUCCUGGCAGGGUAACGAUUAAAACAUAUUAUCAUUGCAAUCUCAUGUCUACCGCACCCUGCACUGGAGACUAGAGAAGUGCCAGGACUGGGUGCCCUUUGCCAGGCAAGUUUGACGAGUGAGUGGGGGACAUAAAACUCCCCCUAGCAGCCCCAGAAUGGGUUUCCGAAGAAAUGUGAUCUUCUGGUCGGUGAGUGCUGUCACGUAUGUCGUGAUGACCUUGGUGGAUGCUCUGUUCCGAUUCCUCUAUAAAGAUAAGGGCAAAAAAGUUUCCAGAGUGUCAGACCCGCUGCUGCUAAUGCCUGCUUCAGAUGUGGCAGAGAAAAUUCGCAACAGAACAUUACGGGCUGAGGAUGUUAUGGCUGCUUAUAUCGUCCGGGCGAAGGAAGUGAACCCACUGAUCAAUGUAGUCGUUGGAGAGCAGUAUGACCGAGCCCUGAGGAGAGCACAGGAGCUGGAUGCCAGGCUGGACUCUCUCAGCCAGGAGGAGAGGGAUCGCGAAUUUUCCGUGGACUCUAAACCUCUGUUGGGGGUGCCCUUGUCUGUGAAGGAAGCGUUCAGUUGGACAGGAAUGGCCAACACAUCUGGUGUGCCUGGGAGACGACACAUUCGGCAGUCCCAGAAUGCGCCAGUACUGAACAACUUGGAAGCAGCCGGCGCCAUUCCGUUUAUACAGACUAAUGUUAGUGAGGCUUGCAUGUGGUUCGAGUCCUCUAACUAUAUAUACGGUUGCAGUAACAAUGCUUACAACACCAGCUGCAUAGUUGGAGGAAGUUCAGGAGGUGAAGGCAGUGUAUUAUCCUCGGGAGCAUCAGUUAUUGGAAUUGGAUCCGAUAUAGGCGGCAGUAUUCGUAUGCCUUGCUUCUUCAAUGGCAUCUUUGGCCACAAAGCAAGCAUUGGUGUGGUGGACAACAGUGGUCAGUUUCCUAUAGCGAGUGAAAAAGCAAUGUGUUUGCUGGCCACGGGACCGAUGUGCCGUUAUGCCUCCGAUCUCAUCCCUUGUCUGAAAGUCAUGGCCGGACCAGCGGGAGUUGCCAAAUUGAAGUUGGAUACAGCGGUUGACUUGGCAAAACUACGAGUUAUAUCUGUUCCCGACGAUGCUGGGUCGAUCCUGGUCAGCAAAGUGGAUCCACAGCUUAAAGAAGCCCAAAGAAAGGCUGCAGAACAUUUCAGGAAGAAAGGUGCGACGGUGACAGAGCAGUACUUCAAAGAGUUCCGGGAAUCCGUCAAUAUGUGGGCGGGUAAGAUGAACCUGUCUGACGAUGGCCCGUCAUUCGCCUGCAUCAUAUCCGGGAAGGAGGACGGCCAUGUGAAUUGCACGCUGGAAUUGGGUCGCUGGCUUGUAGGGUCCUCGUCGCAUACACUUCCGGCUAUAGCCCUUGGCAUCCUCAAUGACUACCUGCCUGCCAUGACCAAGUCGGCUGAUUUAAAGGCGGUGGAGAAGCUGGACAGUUUGCGGGAGCGCCUGGUGUCUGUUCUAGGUGAUGAUGGAGUCUUCCUGUACCCCUCCCACCCCAAAAUAGCUCCCUACCACCACCAUCCCGUAUGCACUCCCUUCAACUUUGCCUACACAGCCCUGUUCAACGCGCUGGGUUUCCCCGUGAGCCAGUGCCCCCUGGGCCUGAGCUCUGAUGGUCUCCCUCUAGGGCUGCAGGUAGUGGCCGCUCCGUACCAGGACCACCUGUCUCUGGCCGUUGCCCGGGAGCUGGAGGAGGCGUUUGGCGGCUGGGUCAGCCCGGGGAUGUGAACUCUGGUGACCUCUUGGUGGCCAGUACAGACCUGCCAAAUACUCCCGUAAUAAAGUUAGAGCUCUCCUAUUUAAAAAAAAAAAUAAUAUCAAUUUGCUUUUUGGAUAAAUCAGCACCUAGACACAUGGAUGGCUAGUGUCUCUAUAAAUGAAUUUCUUAGCCCAUAGGACCUGAUGUGCUUCAAAUUUGAUGUUUAUCUCAAAUUUCGUUUCCAUCUUGGUGUUUGCGACUUGUCAUGAAUGUGGUGGAAAUACACAUUUUUAUUUGUGACUGUUUGUGUGUAUUUGCCAAACAGGUAAAUUUGCCACUAUGGAUUUGAUUAUUUUUUCCCCCCAAACUCCCAUUUUUUGGUCAUAAAGUGGUUGGCAGGUCUGUCGGUGAGUUCCCCAUAGCAGUCAGCUAAUGAGCGUGAACUGUUAUAGGUUUUUUGUUUUUUUUUGUUGUUCAGCAAGUUCCCCCCCCCCAUGCCACUCACUCGGCUAAUAUUCAAUUUGUCUGUGAAUGUACAAUCUCCACUGUUUUCUGUGCUUUGUAAGAGAACGUUGUUGUAGUAGUGUGCUUGUGAAUUUAUCGUUUAGAACAUUAACAGCAUUGAAAAAAGCGGGGGGGGGGGGGGGGGGGGGAUGUGUGAAGUUAAAGUAUUUUCAGUCUUGAAGUGUGUUUUGGUGUUCCCAACUUAUCGUAAAUGAUAUAGAAAUACAUAUUUUUGUUUUGCGAUUAUAUUUUGUGUGUAUUUGCAAAAACAGGUAAAUUUGACAUGAAGUAUUCAAAUUUGUAAUCUUAAUCUACUGGGGUUUUUGUUCUAGAGUCUUUCAUUCCCCCCCGGCCCCCCCUCCCAAACUCCUUUUUUUUUUAUUCAUGCCACUGAGCUAAUGUAUUUGAACCGUUAUUCCGACCUAACAAGUCGAAGCUCUCCAAUUUUUUAAUUUAUUUUUUGCCAAUCAAAGAACACCUUGGAUGUGCUUGUAAUACGACUUUUUACUUGAAUUCUGUUUCCUUAUUGUACAUGAUGGGAAAUACACAUUUUUAAGGAGAUUGUUUUGCAAUAUUUUUGCCACUUAUGGUAUAAUAAUAUGACAUGAAAAUACACAUUUUUGUUCUUGUGUAUUUUGCUGUACACAUUUAUUUGCAACAGUCGGUUCAUUUUGUAAUCUUGAUACUUCUGGGGUUUGGAGUUUUCUUCACUUUUUCCCCGUCAGACUCCAGUUUUUUGUGGAGGAUAGUGAGGAAAAAUAUUUUUGGUCAUGGAGUGGUUUGCAGGUCUGCUCAUUGUAUUAUGAUGUUCAGGAAGUUUCCGUGCCAAUCACUCGGUUUAUGAUCAAUAUUUGUCCUUGGAUGUAUAAUCUCCCCAGUUUUCCUGUUCCCUAUGCUUUAUUAGAGAGUUGUUUUUGCAGCCUGCUUGCUUCUGGAUUUGUAAUGUAGACCAUGGGCUUGAUUGAGAAAGGGACUCGGAGAGGGAGGAAUUUGAAGCAUUUUCAGUAUUGAAGUGCAAUAGUUUGACAGCAAGGAGAAAAAAUGCAUUUAAUAUUAGCUCUUUAAAUGACACUUUUUUUAUUGUAUAUGUCUAUCUAUACUGUGCAACAGUUAUUGUGAUAAGCUGUUCACCUAAUAAUAAUGAUACUGAUAAUAAUGAUAAUAUUAAUAAUGACUAUAACAUUUAAACGGUAAUGAUUGCAUUAUAUAGCAAAUGCCCAUGAUCUACAGCAUGUUCCAUGCACUUUGUUUUACUAACGUUUCAAAAGGAAGAGGCCUUGUAGUUUAUUGAUGAUGUAGAUUACUAGAUUGUGGUGACGUAGAGCAACGUUUAAAUUUGAAUUUGAGAGUCUUUUGUAGAGUGUGUGUGUCACGACACGGUGGAUUCAGGUGCUCGUCAAUCUGUGGGAGUAUGGAGUUAUGGGUUUCAUCUUAAAACUUGUUCAUUUGUCUUGCUUUUUUAUGAAAAAAGUACCAACGUAUUUUGAAAAUAAGUAGAGAUUUUUGAGAUUGAAGGAGAAGGGGGUUUCCUGGUGCCAGAGGUAAAUAAGUGAGAAAAUAAUCGCCAAAGUUUGGCAACUUCCGAAGCUUGGGUGUAGAGACGGGCGGGGAGCGCUUUUUUCUUCCCGAGCGAGAAGACCAAGAGGCUGACCUUCUUCUCGCCGGGACCGGUACCGGAGAGAAGUGCUUCUCGUCUCAUGACCAAUUUCUCUUCUCACCCCGUUGGAUGAGCAGUUCGCUCUGCGAGAGGGCCGGCCAUGGACGAGAUUUCUCUUCUCGCGCCAUUUGACGAGUAGCUUGAGAAGGUCGGCCGUGGCCGGGAUCUAAACUAUGCUAUCGCUGUUGCGCAGGCACAGGAUGUGAAGGAAGGUAGGGAGACUUUGGCCUAGGCCCUGAUCAACUCCCCACUCGCCUCGUCUCGCCACCCUGUUCCCUCCCUUUCAGUUUUAGACACAGGACAGCACGGUGAUGGGUGACACUGUCUGCGUGUCAUUUCUCGCUGGCUGUGCCGCCCUUUCCAUCGACACCAAUCACUCUCUCACUCUCAUUACUCGUUAUGUCAAGCCAACGAGCGGUAUCACUUCUUAGUACCGGCUAGUAGUUUAGUGGCCGGGAAAUGGCGGGAAGAGCAUUUCUCACGAGAAAGGGGUACUCUUCUCGGCUCGUGCCCGCUCCGACUUGGGUAUGUUUAGAAAUUGCAAUUUUACACUUUUAUUUUUAGGGUGCCGCUGAUCAAUGUUUUUCUGUCAAAUCUACGCUGGAAUGUUUUUAAAUGAGCCAUUAAGGUACUUAUUCAAACGACAACAAAAAACCUGUAAAGAUUGCCCAAGGGGCGGAAAAAUGUGGGAUUCUUCAGUUUCGUUAUCUUGAUGAGCGCCUGAUUUCGCCACGAUGCCUCUCAUGUCUUCUCGGCCCAGUGUCCUUUUGGGGGACCAAAGUCUCCACAUUCUCUGCUAUUACAUUCGCAGCUUUCACAGUUUUACCGUCUUUCUAUUUAGAGAGAGAAGGAGAGAGACAAACAGAAAGAGAGAGACAGAUGUGCCGAGUAUAAUAUAGAGUUAUAUCUGUCUAAGAAAUAUGUAUAGACAAAGAUGUAUACAUUUAUUUAUUUUUGUGUGCAGUUUAUCACCUUGGGUCUCCCCAUGUAAGAGAUCUAGCGCCAUUGCAACAUGUGGCAGUUUAGAUAUUAUAUUUUAUAUAUAUAUAUAUGUGUGUUUUGGUUAUUAGCCCUAGCUCAGGGGACACGUAUGUAUGCACAGAUAGUCCUGGUUCAAGUCCCAAGUUCUUGAACUUGACCCUAUAGUGCCCACUUCAACAAUUUUGACUUUACACUGAUAUUAUUCAAGCAAUGUAAAUGAAAUCUUCUGAGGUUGCAUUGUUAUUUUAUUCAUAUUUUUGUUGUUUCCCCCCUCCAUCCCCACCACCACCAACAACCCUCAAACAAGAAAAUAUAACGACCAAAAAUCAGAAACAAUUUUAUCUAAACUUUGGGUUCCAACAUGAACUAACUGACACAAGAAGCUUCAGUUAUUUGGGAAGCUCUCAAGGAUCCUAUCUCACUUGGCUCGGAUCUGUUUAAGAUGGAUGUCAAACUCAGAAGUGAGACCUCUUCCAUGACCUUACAGUAUUGAUAGGGGGUUAAAACCCAUGUCAUACCAAUUGUAUUAUAGGAUGUUGGUUGUAAAGGUUUUUAUCUUUUGUUCCGUCUGCAAUGAUCCCGGCCUUGUAGAUAAAUUAAUAGUAAUGUUUUUAUGUCCUGUAGACUGUAAACUGUUGUAUAUACCUCUACAAUUUUGAUAUAGAUGGUAUACAGCUCAUUAGUGGUGGUAUGUUUUUCUAUAUUUUUGUGUCUUUACUUUAUAUUGUUCUACAAAUUUGUUUGUUCUUGCCUUCUGUCUGUUUGAAAACCAGCAUGUCGUGUUUGUAAGGAUUAUUUUGUCAUGACCUAGUGGAAUCAGGCGAUCAUCAGUUUUUGACAUAUAGAAAUAUUGGUAUCAUCUUAAAACUUGUUCGUUUGUCUGCUUUUCGAUUAAAAAAAAAUACCCAUCUAUCUUGAAAAGAAGUCAAGAUAUUUGCAAUUGAUGGAGGUGGGAGUCACCUGGUUUCAGCUGCAAAAUAAGCGAGAAAAUGAGUGCCAAAGUGUGGUGACUUCCGAAGCUUGAGAGUCCAUGGAAACUGAAAGUUUUCAUUUUUGUGCCUUUAAUCAAUGAUUUUCAGAAAUACAACACGAAAAUGUGUUUAGAAAUAUACAUCAGAGGUGCUGAACCCAAAAAUGGAAAUUUGAAAAAAAAAUUGCCAAGAGCCUAGAAAAAUGUUGGCUUCUUUGCUUUUAUUAUUUUGAAGAGCACCUGAUUUCUCCAUGAAUCCUUUAUUUGAACAAAGACAACAUGUAUGGGGCCACUUAUACGGGAAACAUAACCCGGUCCAACUGUAAGCCAGGUUUUUGGCAUCAGGAAUACUAUUGCUGUGUUUUUCUUCUUCUCCAUCGCAUCACACUUGAAGUCUGGUAUCUGCCAUAUUAUAUUGGGCCGUCCUGCUCAGUUCAUCUGUCGGCCCGUAUAGCUUCUCCUGUAGUGUCUGUGGGGUUGGCCAGGUUUCCUGUCUCAGGGCCCUGUGAGUCUUGCAGUGCUGAACAAACUAUUGCUGUAGUAUCAAAUCAAAAGGUGCCGAUUUUCCAGAUAAAUCAGAAAUCCCAAUAAAUCCGAAAAUUCUAAUUUUAGAAAUUGCCUUGAUGUUGUUAUACUCUUGCAUAUACAUUUAUUUGUAUUUCAAUAUCUUUUUACCUCAUACAUAGGGCUUAGUCUCUUAAUUUAAGAACAAUCUUGAUAUAGGACACAUUAGAGAAUACGAUCUGUAAAUUUAGACUCCCUGCAGCACACAUUUCUGUGGGGUCGGAAAAGUUCAGGACUUUUUUUUUACUUUUGUAACCACAUGUCACCUCUGAUGAGAUGAGUGCCCAUACUAUGAUCUGCUGAGCAGGUAGCACCGUCAGAAUGUUACAAUUUGUGAUUGGAGCCCAAUGUUAUUUUGGUAAGAAACGGAGUUAUAUCUUGUUUUUAAUUAUUUUAUUUUUUUUGGAGGGGGGAGGAGAGUUGUUUCGAGGAUUAUCAACUUUUUUAGACUGCCCAUGCUUUAAGUUCUACAUAAUGAAAUUUGAGGAAGCGAAUUUUUUGUGCUGUGAAUUUUUAUCUCAUCAACUUUGGUACGUAACAUUCAUUUUUGUUAGUGUAAUGCUGUUGUCUUUAGUUUCAUUUUUAUCGUUUUAUUGUGUACUCCCAAGAGCGUUUAUUCCAGAGUUGUAAUCUCCAGAUAUCUCUACACAUUCCCUGAUUUUUUAAUUGUUUAGUCAAGUCUGAGUCCUAGGUGCACCUUUUUCCCCACUCGCACUCUGUGAGUAGUUGUUUUUUUUCACAGACUCGCACCCAAGGACACUUAUGUGUACCUUUGUACAUACAUUAUAUUUUUGUGUGUUUUUUUUCUUUUGAAUUUAAUUUUGCCUUCUCAGAAUUUGCAAUGCCUUUUACUCAAGUUCUUUGUAACUGUGUAGGAAAACACGUUUUUCUUUUCCUUUUUUUAAACUGUUUUAACGCUUUGCUGAAAUAUCCUAGCAGCAGACAGGCAUGUUUGGACUCUAUGUACCCUUUAGUAUUGACAUACACAAUCUUGUUUGCUUUGGAGAUGUACAGCUUUUUUUAUGAUUUGUGUCACGACACAAUGGAAUUCGACGCUCGUCAAUUUUUGGGCAUAUAUUUAGAAAAAAAUCCCGUUCUUUCUGAAUAAAAGUUGAGAUACUAUUUGUAAUUGAAGGAGAUGGGGUCGCCUGGUGUUAGAGGUAAAAUUAUGGAGAAAAUAGCUACCAAAGUUUAAUAACUUCCAAAGCUUGGGGUGUCCUUGAAAACUGCAAAUUUACAUUUUUAUACCAUGGAUCCACAUUUUUCUGUAAAAUCCACACAAAAAUGUGUUUUUAAGUUGCUGAGCCCAGCAAAAAUUAACAAUAAUUGCCCAGAGGUCGGGAAAAUGUCGAUUUCUUUAAUUUGAUUAAUAUCACAAGUGGCUGAUUUCACAGCGAUGACACAUUUUUUUCCCUCCACAGAGUUCAUGCAGAUGUACUUUUGAAUUACUGAUUGCUUUUAUUUAUUUUAGCCGAUUUUUCUCCACUUGAAACUCACACACGUUUGUGAGUUCCGACAGACUGCUCAUUUAUUUAGUUGUUUUUAUUUAAUCCCCAGAAGAAUCGCUUACAUUUUUUGUUACUGAUAGGUCUGAUUCUAGUUUCUUUAGCAGCUCAGGAAAUGUAUUUACAUUAUGUGUGUAUGCUAUGCUGCUGCAAUUUUCAACUAGUUUCUUCCUACUAAGAUUAAGAUUUUAAUAUGUUAACGAGUGGGAUCAAAGUGAUUAUCAAUUUUGCUAUUAUAUAUAUUAUGUUUACCCUGUGUAAUGUUUAAACGCCUUUUAUUUUUUUAAAAAUCAGUCGAAUGUUUGUCUGCUUUGAUUUACUUGUGUAUAGAAUUGUGUUUGCUGAAAGUCUAAAUGAAAAUGGCCUCUUUUUUCACAAAAUGAGUUGGAAUAUAUUCAAUGCGUCGUGAAAUUUCAAAAUUACUCUGUGAUUUCUUUUUUGUAUGGAAAUAAUAAAAGAAAAUGCUUUUGUUUUCUGAUAUUGUUUGUAAAUUAAUCUUGAACAGCCGGCCUCAAAUGACUUGGAGUUGUUAGCAUCAUCUAAUUUCAGUUUGUCAUAUUUCGAGUAAUUUUUUUUACAUAGCUAUGAGAUGACUACUACUUUGACAAAGUUUUCUUUUGAACGUCAGUAGAGCUGUGAACAAGGCGUUUUACCUGUCUGUGAUAAAGUGGGCUUACCGUAAUUAAGCUUAGUUGGCAACUGCUAUGAACAUAUUGACACACUUGUGUGGGUGGUGUGGUCUCCUUCAUGACACAGAUGGGGGCUGUUUGCUGGGUCUCUGGUGGCACCGGUAGUCUAGUGGUUAGACUGCCUAUCCCGCAAUUAUUUGUGAGACCGAGGUUUUGGGGUUCAAACCUCAGUUGGGUCCAACGUUUUGUCCUUGGGAAAGGCCCUGUACAUGAAUUUUCCCAGGAUUUUGAUCCUUUUGGAGGUGGAUAUUAAAUUCAGAGGUACCACCUCUUUAAUAACAGCUUACAAUGUUGCAAGGGGCAGUAAUCCUAUAUAAUGUCAUUUAUACAGUUUCUGAUUCUCCGGUGAAAUGUUGUUUUUGCUUGACGCGCUCUCAGCAAGAACAUUUUGGUCUAAUUAUUCCUAUUUUGGUUCUCCACAUUUUGCUUUUGUCUUAAUGUUUAAUAAGUUUUACAGCACUUGCAACACAAUUAGGCCAUAUAAGUGCCGAAGAUUAGAGUCGAUACUUUUCGAGAGUUACAUACUAAAUGAAAUAAUGAUAAGAUAGAGGGAUGGUAGAUAAGAAAGAAGUAGCAUCAGCAUUUAAAAAAACACCUGAGCUCCCGCCAACCACCCACCUAGAUUUGUACAAAUGCGUGCACAUUUUGAGACAAUAAUGGAGACGCACUAGUGACCAACAUCUCUAUUUGAUAAGCUGUUGUCUUCAAGCUCAGUACAUUAGUGGUUAAGGGCUGGAGGGGCACCAAGAAAUCGUGUUUUGGGGUCAAAUUAUGCAAAUUGGGGUUAUUACAUAUUAUAGUAGCUGGACAUUUCCUGAACAAUAUACAGAAACGUAUGUAAGCCUUGCUACACCCUAAAGCUGUGUUUUUUUGUCCAGGUUUUUCUGGGAAAGCACGCCAUGUUGUCUAGCCUUUUCUUACCUUUAUCGGCUGUUUUCUCUCAAUUCAAUUUUUCCACACAUUAUCCCAUUUUUCUGCUCUAUUUCUUGUUCAAUUUUAAUGUAAUUUUGACAGGAUACCAGCAACACCUAGUUCUAAAUUUUUGGUCGUUGAAUUUUUUAUGAAUGGAGCAGUUUUUUAUUUAUGGGCUUAGCAUGAAUUUUCCUUUUUUAAAAACUUUUUUCGCUACAACCCAGUUGUAAGUGUCAUAAAAUAGAAACUAAAGCAUAUAUAAAAAAUUCAACAAGCCAAAUUUAAGAGCUACAUAUUUACUGUUUUCAUGCCCAAUUAGAAGUGAAUCAGUUUGUCAAAAAAGGAAUAAAAUGGGAUUGAAAAGGGUAUACAAAAUCCAAUAUGGCCACCAUUCCCGUAGCGACCGAUUCACAAUACAUGUAUACCUUUUGAACUAUUGAUUUCAAAUCCCCAAUAACACAAUGUCCCACAGCAAUUAUGGGCACUCAGGGCCUUGUCCAAUAUAGACCUCAGCUGCCCCACCAGCCCUUAAAAGUGCGUGAAUGUUAUAGAAGUUAUAGAAAAAAUAUAGAAUCUAUAAACUUGUUUCUGUAUGUACCCUGUUGUCAUAUUGUUUGAAUUUGAUUUUGGAAAACUACGAAGUGAUUGCUUGAAAAAUAAAACCAAGGCAAAAAUAAAAAUGAGCUUUUGAUAUCACUUAA